This is a messenger RNA of Magnolia sinica, 1748 nucleotides long. Its product is annotated as UTP--glucose-1-phosphate uridylyltransferase. Gene Ontology annotation, molecular function: UTP:glucose-1-phosphate uridylyltransferase activity. The transcript has 21 exons. Gene Ontology annotation, biological process: UDP-alpha-D-glucose metabolic process; glycogen metabolic process. The record is from RefSeq and is a predicted model, not a curated record. Lineage: Eukaryota; Viridiplantae; Streptophyta; Magnoliopsida; Magnoliales; Magnoliaceae. Gene Ontology annotation, cellular component: cytoplasm. Bases 135 to 1568 code for a protein of 477 amino acids.
AACCGUCAGAUUUCCGUUUUCCACCGUAUAAAUCUUCCGUCGUUUCAUUGUCCAGAUCCCACGUUAUUCUGUUCUCUUCUUCUUUAUCUUCUCCCUUGCAUUUCAAGCCCUUCACAUCACUCUCUCGCUCUCUCAUGGCGACCGUCACUGCCGCUCCUCUCUCUUCCGAGACCGAGAAGAUCUCGAAGCUUCAAUCUGCAGUUGCAGGCCUCACUCAGAUUAGUGAAAACGAGAAAUCUGGAUUCGUGAAUCUUGUGUCUCGUUAUCUAAGUGGAGAAGCGCAGCAGAUUGAAUGGAGUAAGAUCCAGACUCCGACAGAUGAAGUCGUCGUUCCUUAUGAUAGCAUGGCACCGGCUCCUGAAGAUCUUUCUGAGACUAAGAAACUUCUUGACAAGCUUGUUGUGCUGAAGCUGAAUGGAGGUUUGGGGACUACGAUGGGUUGCACUGGUCCCAAGUCUGUCAUUGAAGUUCGCAAUGGGCUGACUUUUCUUGAUUUGAUUGUUAUCCAAAUUGAGUCUCUCAAUGCUAAGUACGGAUGCAAGGUUCCAUUGCUCCUAAUGAAUUCAUUCAAUACACAUGAUGAUACAUUGAAGAUUGUGGAGAGAUAUUCCAACUCAAACGUUGAGAUUCAUACUUUCAAUCAGAGCCAAUACCCUCGUUUGGUUGUUGAUGAUUUUCUUCCGUUGCCAUGCAAAGGCCAGACAGGCAAGGAUGGCUGGUAUCCUCCUGGCCAUGGUGAUGUAUUCCCAUCCUUGAAGAACAGUGGCAAACUUGAUGCCUUAUUAUCACAGGGCAAGGAAUAUGUUUUUGUUGCCAACUCAGAUAACUUGGGGGCUAUUGUUGACUUAAAAAUCCUAAAUCAUCUGAUCCAACACAAGAAUGAGUACUGCAUGGAGGUGACCCCAAAAACUUUGGCUGAUGUUAAAGGUGGUACCCUCAUCUCAUAUGAAGGAAAAGUUCAGCUCCUGGAAAUUGCACAAGUUCCUGACGAACAUGUAAAUGAAUUUAAAUCAAUAGAAAAAUUCAAGAUUUUCAACACCAACAACUUGUGGGUGAGUUUGAAGGCCAUUAAACGGUUGGUGGAGGCCGACGCCCUUAAAAUGGAGAUUAUUCCAAACCCUAAGGAAGUGGAUGGUGUGAAAGUUCUUCAGCUGGAAACUGCAGCUGGAGCAGCAAUACGGUUCUUUGAUCAUGCUAUUGGUGCGAAUGUUCCACGAUCUCGGUUUCUUCCAGUGAAGGCAACAUCUGAUUUGCUUCUCGUCCAGUCGGAUCUUUAUACCUUGGCCGAUGGCUUUGUAAUCAGGAACAGUGCAAGAACUAAUCCAGCAAACCCUUCUAUUGAGUUGGGACCUGAAUUCAAAAAGGUCAACAACUUUCUCAGUCGCUUCAAGUCCAUCCCUAGCAUCCUUGAGCUUGACAGCUUGAAGGUUGUUGGUGAUGUAUGGUUCGGUGCUGGUGUAACACUCAAGGGAAAAGUGAGUAUCACUGCAAAUGCUGGGGAAAAACUGGAAAUUCCUGAUGGAGCUGUACUUGAGAACAAGGAGGUCAAGAGUGCCAAGGACAUUUGAGGAAGAUCCUCUCUAAUUUUCAUCUCAAGUCCCCUUUUGGUUUUUGGUGUAACCAUCCAACGUGUGGAUGGCAAAGAGCUGUUUUGAGUUUUGAGCACUUACUGUUCGAUUGUUAUGUAGAAAUGAGGAUUUGUGUUGAUAAUUAAUGUAAUAAAUGUCUGUGCUUUUGUUUGCUGGCUA